Molecule: messenger RNA, 811 nt
Organism: Diuraphis noxia (Russian wheat aphid)
Lineage: Eukaryota; Metazoa; Arthropoda; Insecta; Hemiptera; Aphididae
Gene: twin
Product: CCR4-NOT transcription complex subunit 6-like twin
Molecular function (GO): 3'-5'-RNA exonuclease activity; protein binding
Source: RefSeq, a predicted model, not a curated record
UCUAGUGUCUAGUGUYGGAUGAUUUUAACUUUAUGUAUUUUUUAAACUCUGUGUUGUGAAUGAUUUUUUGUAGAUUAGUCAUUACCAUAGCCGCUUCCCUUUUUGAAGAUUGCAUUAAACGUUAGGACACCUGUCGAACAAAACGGUUGGAUUUGAUUAAUAAAAGUAGCAGAUUUCUGUAGUUGACUCAAUGAACGAUUCAACAGAGGAAUGUUCUCCAUUUAAAGACAGAAAGAAAAAAACUCACAUGUCGCUCAAUGAUAAAAAACGUUUAGCUCGGGAAAAAGCUGAGCAGUAUAAUAGUAAUGGCAGGCCUUUACGCCAAUAUCAUAUGUUAACUGCUGAAGAGGUGAAACAGGGGAAAGAAACUCAUUGGGAAGAAUUGGAAAUCAUUGGUUGUGUAAAAAACAUAAGUCCUUCUUUAUGGAAUUUGACGACAUUAACAGGACUUUACCUGAAUGACAAUCAAUUAACACGUUUACCGCCAGAUAUAUCAAUGCUUGUUAACUUGCAAUAUCUGGAUUUGUCUGGAAAUAAAUUACGCAGUUUACCUGCUGAACUUGGUGAAUUAGUAUACCUCAGAGAGUUACAUUUGGGUUAUAAUAUGUUAAGAUCACUACCACAUGAGUUGGGGCGUUUAUUUCAAUUGCAAGUAUUAAGUUUAGCUGGUAAUCCUCUGUGUCAAGAAGUAAUGAAGUUGUAUAGUGAACCAAAUGGCACACAUAGAUUGCUCAUGUACCUUUUAGAUAGCUUACAAGGUAAGAUAAUAUAUUUCAUUAGUAGUAUUCACUAUUCAUUGCAAAUUAGUUAG